This is a messenger RNA of Anisakis simplex (herring worm), 219 nucleotides long. Lineage: Eukaryota; Metazoa; Nematoda; Chromadorea; Rhabditida; Anisakidae. The record is from the annotation of a GenBank genome assembly.
AUGGCUCAAUUGGGCGCCUCAUCCUCAGGUGUUGAGCAGGAGAGGGUUCCUGGAGUGGGAAAUGGUGGUGAAAGGUUCUCAGAACUGAUCCAGACCUUCAAAAAUGAUUCUCCAGAAUCCGAACGUAUCGGUGUCGACGAGUGUUGUCAAUUACUGCAAGCAUGCAAAUCGAAUGAGGAUUAUUUCAUCGCGUUUGCUAUUGUACGUCGUUCGUUCUAA